GCGGUAUAGGAGUGAGCGCCGCGGACAGCAGGGCCAGCCGAACGCAGCCGCCGCCGCCGCCGCCACACGCCUCCCGCAGUCUCCGCGCCGCCGAAGCCGCCUAGCGAACCCAGCCCGGCGCGCCCCCAACCGCCGCUGCCCCCUGGCCGGCCCGUCUGCGAGCGGGCGAGCGGCCGCGACGCCCGGCCGGACCCUGAACCUCGCCUUCUCGCGCGUCGGCCGCCCGCGCCUCCUCGGCUGCCUGCCUGGCAUGAAGACCAAGUUCUGCAACGGGGGCGAGGCGGAGCCCUCGCCGCUCGGGCUGCUGCUGAGCUGUGGCAGCAGCAGCGCGACCCCGGCGCCCGGCGUGGGGCAGCAGCGCGACGCCGCCAGCGACCUCGAGUCCAAGCAGCUGGGCGGCCGGCAGCCCCCGCUGGCGCUGCCCCCGCCGCCGCCGCCGCCGGCCGACGAGCAGCCGGAGCCGCGGACGCGGCGCAGGGCCUAUCUGUGGUGCAAGGAGUUCCUGCCCGGCGCCUGGCGGGGCCUUCGCGAGGACCAGUUUCACAUCAGUAUCAUCAGAGGUGGCCUCAGUAACAUGCUGUUCCUGUGCUCCUUACCCGACACUGUGGCCACUGUUGGUGACGAGCCUCGGAAAGUGCUCCUACGGCUGUAUGGUGCGAUUUUAAAGAUGGUAUUUUUGAUAAAGCUGUGGAAUGGAAAGAGGUCCUGUAAUAAGGAGGGAUCCGAACAAGCUCAGAAUGAAAAUGAAUUUCAAGGCACUGAGGCCAUGGUUCUGGAGAGCGUCAUGUUUGCCAUUCUUGCAGAGAGGUCGCUUGGGCCGAAGCUCUACGGCAUCUUUCCGCAAGGCCGCCUGGAGCAGUUUAUCCCGAGCCGGCGAUUAGAGACUGAAGAGUUAAGUUUGCCAGAUAUUUCUGCAGAAGUAGCUGAGAAAAUGGCCACAUUUCAUGGAAUGAAGAUGCCAUUCAAUAAGGAACCAAAAUGGCUUUUUGGAACAAUGGAAAAGUAUCUAAAUCAAGUGCUGAGAAUUAAAUUUACCGAGGGAGCCAAGGUGAAGCAGCUCCACAGAUUCCUCAGUUACAACCUGCCUUUGGAACUGGAGAGCCUGAGAUCAUUGCUUGAAUCCACUCCAUCUCCAGUUGUAUUUUGUCAUAAUGACUGUCAAGAAGGUAACAUCUUAUUGCUGGAAGGGAGAGAGAAUUUGGAAAACCAGAAACUGAUGCUCAUCGACUUUGAAUACAGCAGUUAUAAUUACAGGGGAUUCGACAUUGCGAACCAUUUCUGUGAGUGGAUGUAUGAUUAUAACUAUGAGAAGUACCCCUUUUUCAGAGCAAACUUGGGGAAGUUCCCCACCAGGAAGCAGCAGCUCCAUUUUAUUUCCAGUUACUUGGCUGCAUUCCCAAAUGAAAUUGAAAACCUCAGUAAUGAAGAAAAGUUCAUUAUAGAAGAAGAAAUGCUGGUUGAAGUCAAUAGGUUUGCCCUUGCCUCCCAUUUCUUCUGGGCACUGUGGUCCAUCGUGCAGGCCAAGAUUUCAUCCAUCGAAUUCGGCUACAUGGAGUAUGCCCAAGCGAGGUUCGAUGCCUAUUUCCACCAGAAGAGGAAGCUGGGGGUGUGACCGCGGGAGGACUUCUUACCCUCCGUCCCUGGACUGCGUGGGGCGGCCGAGCCAUGGAGCCCUCUGCUCCAACUGCUGUUCCUGCGGCAAGAAGCUGGGAUGGCUCGCUGCCGCACACAGAUGUGUAUGAUACAAAAGACUGUAUUAAAACUGAGUAACAUUUAUUUCAUAUCUUGUUUACGAUUUCACUAGGCCUCUGACAAGCUCUGGCAGCAGAAACACAGUUCAGUAGUGCAAUAGUGUGAUAGCUCAGAUUCCUCUAGUCCAGAGAGGCCCCGCCUGCGCAGACAUGCAGCCAGCCAGCACGCCACCACGGGCGCUUCUGGUCACUGUUGACUCUUUACAGGACUUUACCCUGCUGGUGAGCACUGUCCCGGCUCUCUGUAGGUAACGUGUGCAGACACUGCUCACUCCUGAGGGUGACGAGGGACAGGCAGACCGUGACACUGCCCAUGGCCUGCCAGUCGUCUCCAGAAGCUGUUCCUUCACCCUCUGGUCCAAAAGGCUGAAGCUCAAGGAAGCAGAAUGCACACGGCGGGCGCCAGCUGCUGUCUCCAUGCGAUGAAUGUAGCUCCUGGUACCUGUCGUGUGUUCAGUUGUAUGGACAGAUCUCUCCCUAAGUGGGUGUAGCCUCUGCCUCGCCCUCCUCACUGAAUGUUGCUUUAUUAACUCUGCCUCGAAGGGCCACGGCGGGCAAGGGCAGCGUGGGGAUGUGCAGGGCCCUGCCUCCCAGCUGCCUCCCGCGGGGACCAGGGGCUUUGUCCCCUCCCUGCCGCCUUUUCUCCUCCACGACUGCAGCCUGGAGCUGACCGUUCUGUGACAGGGCUGUCUGCCCCAGGGCCCCUCAGGAGCAGAAACCCUGGCUGGGGCUCUCGGUGGCCAACCCUCACUGCUCUGACGCCCCAGUGUCCUUCCGGUGGGACCAGCAGCCUGUGUGUGACAUGUGGGGCGUGGGUAGACUAUAGCUGUGAAAUUUGUAUAUGUUAAAUAUCCUUUGGGAUACAUUUUUUAAACCUGAACUCUUAUUGAAUUAUUUCUGUGCAUACAGUUCUGCUACCACAGAGAUUGUACUAUACAAACAAUAAAAAAAUAAAACCCCA
This is a messenger RNA of Myotis daubentonii (Daubenton's bat), 2712 nucleotides long. RefSeq names its product choline kinase alpha (gene CHKA). The record is from RefSeq and is a predicted model, not a curated record. Lineage: Eukaryota; Metazoa; Chordata; Mammalia; Chiroptera; Vespertilionidae. Gene Ontology annotation, cellular component: cytoplasm. Gene Ontology annotation, biological process: phosphatidylethanolamine biosynthetic process; CDP-choline pathway. Gene Ontology annotation, molecular function: ethanolamine kinase activity; choline kinase activity.